GUAAAAAUAGUAAGAAAACGACGCUCGGAUAUGUUUUGAAGUAGUCGUAUAAGAACGAGUGACAAAUUCAAGGCACUUUACUACGCACGAUAUUCGCCAAGUUCAGCUUUGUCAACGCAACCGUAAAACCACCCAACGUCUAUCCACAAAACAUUUCUAUCUUUUCUCUUGAGAGAGAAAGAGAGAGGGAGAGAGAGAGAGAGAGAGAGAGAGAGAGAGGGGGAGAGAGAGAGAGAGAGAGAAGAUGAGUCACAAGAACGAAAAAGAAUCAUAAAAAGAAAGCUAAGGGAAUAUGGUAGAGGGAACGCAGACCUCCAUUGCCACGUGGUGUCCCAUAUGCGAUAAACGUGUGAGCGAUAAAGGAAAAGACACCGAACGACUUUUAGGGCACGUUCGAAGGAAUCAUCAAAAAAUCUCUAUUCAGGGAUUGGAUAAUCACGGAAACGGUGAACAAAUAUUGAAAAGACAACAAUCAAAAGGCACAGGACAAGCAAAGCUUUCUGAUACGAAGGAAAAAGAUAGAAAGAGAAUCUACACGACCCGUGUGGAUACAUGGAAGUCGCACGACGAGAAAAAAAUCUGUCCUCAAUGCAGAAAGGAACUCGUGCCGGCAUUGCAUACUCGCAGACACAAUUUGACAACAUCUCAUAUUGCAGCGACAUGUCUUCUGGGAUUCUUUUCGACGGAGUGAAGUUAGAGCGAGAAGCGAAGAUGAAGAUCGAGAAGAAGGAGGAAGAAGAAGAAGAAGAAGAAGAAGAAGAAGAAAAAGUAGUAGUAGUAGAAGAGAAGGAAGCUACAGAAGGAGGUAGAAAUAUCUCACGGAGCUUUCCGCUUGGGCAUCAGCAUGCCGGAAAUCUCUCGUACGCACGAUAUCUGCCUUAACGCCUAACUAUCGAUUUCACUCCUCGCGAUCGUCUAAAAUCGAACGAUCCAAAUCCACGAAUCCUCUUUUUCAAUAUGUCUGUCGGAGUAAAGCCCUGCAAUUCAAACGAAUCGGAAGCUUUUUCUUGCGUGAAUGUACAAGUGUAAGUGGUAUGCACUUUCGUAUGACCGGACCAAGGAGGACAUCGCGUACUAGCAAAAAUUACGCUUCGUUGAACUUUCCCGGCUCGUGCGAUUCUAUUGAGAAAAGAGAGAGGGAUAGACAAAGAGAGAGAGAGAGAGAGAGAGAGAGAGAGAGAGAUUCAAGGGACGUGUUCUACAUAUCUAAAUAUCGAAUAGAGUGAAAAGCACUCGAGUCUUUGCUCAAUCGUCAGCGAUUUUUAAAGUUUCGUUAUUUUUAUCCUAUCGUUUACUCGUAAAAUAAAAUGUUUUGAUAAAUUUGAUAUAUACAUAUAUAUAUAA
Molecule: messenger RNA, 1344 nt
Organism: Vespa velutina
Lineage: Eukaryota; Metazoa; Arthropoda; Insecta; Hymenoptera; Vespidae
Exons: 6
Coding region: 293-691 (132 amino acids)
Source: RefSeq, a predicted model, not a curated record